GGGGCCCCUGUGUCCUUGGCCAAACUCAAAAAAGCCUAUGAAAAAGGUACCAGGGGCAUCUCACGGGGCCCCCUACUGACCUCGGGCCCAAGCAAUAGGGGAUCAUGGGGCCCCUGUGUCCUUGCCCACACUCAAAAAAAGCCUAUAAAAGGUACCAGGGGCAUUUCAUGGGGCCCCCUACUGACCCCGGGCCCUCGGGCAGCGCCCGUGUUCUCGAAUGGUCAGUCCGCCCCUGGCCUUUACAACCACUUAAAGUCCAAUGAAUGAAAGGGGCAGGUCAGGGA
Molecule: messenger RNA, 284 nt
Organism: Staurois parvus
Lineage: Eukaryota; Metazoa; Chordata; Amphibia; Anura; Ranidae
Source: the annotation of a GenBank genome assembly